Procambarus clarkii (red swamp crayfish) is the source of this 528-nucleotide messenger RNA. NCBI's taxonomy places the organism in Eukaryota, Metazoa, Arthropoda, Malacostraca, Decapoda, Cambaridae. The record is from RefSeq and is a predicted model, not a curated record.
AUGACCUGGAGAGAUAAGAAGUUGAACCAACACGUUAAUCUCCUUCCCUCCAUAACAGACCCCCGCUACCCGGACAACAUCGUACAGCCUAAGGUGAAGUGCUUUAAGGAAGGCGUCUUCCCUCAUCCUAGAAACUGCAGCUGGUUCUACAGGUGUGUGGACAGGAUGAAGGUGGGUUUCUACAACACCUACCUGUUCGAGUGUGGCCCCGGCACCGUCUUCGCUGACGGCCUCGACCAGUGUGUCUUCCCCUUCAUGACGGCGCCUCCUUGUGGCACCCGAACGGGAGUGCCACCCAAUAGUACAUUAACUCCACGCCCACCCCUGCCUUCUACGCUAACACCAUCACCCUCUCCACCACCAACACCAACCCUCCAAGACCCUUCAAGACCCUUCAAGACCCUCCAAGAACCUUCAAGACCCUCCAAGAACCUUCAAGACCCUCCAAGAACCUUCAAGACCUUUGUCGACACUCCAAGACCUUUUAAGACCUUUCAAGACACUUCAAGACCCUCCAAGACCUUUUAG